Messenger RNA from Sardina pilchardus (European sardine), 1301 nucleotides. Its product is annotated as probable endonuclease 4. NCBI's taxonomy places the organism in Eukaryota, Metazoa, Chordata, Actinopteri, Clupeiformes, Clupeidae. The transcript has 8 exons. The record is from RefSeq and is a predicted model, not a curated record. Gene Ontology annotation, cellular component: nucleus; mitochondrion. Bases 119 to 1165 code for a protein of 348 amino acids. Gene Ontology annotation, biological process: base-excision repair. Gene Ontology annotation, molecular function: DNA-(apurinic or apyrimidinic site) endonuclease activity; zinc ion binding; phosphoric diester hydrolase activity.
ACAAGAUGGUGUUGCACUUAGCUAGCUAACAAUUAACGUCAAGUUAAUUAAGCAACAUGAUGGGAUCCGUUAACUUCAAAUAAGCUUAAUAUCAUGCAUACCAGCUCCCUUCGUUUUAAUGCUGGGCAACUAUGGAUCAAACGCGACCAAGGCAACGUUGACGUUACGAUUUUAUCAGACAAAGAUGGGACCGAAAAAGAGAGGGGAGAGGAAAAGAAAGGCAGAGACGGAGACCGAAACAGAGAGGCCAGAUGAGUCAGGUGGAGGUGAGCCCUUGGAGCACUGUAGCAAGGGAAACAUGAAAGCGAGAGAAGGAAACAAGUACAUUGGAGCGCACGUUUCGAUAGCAGGAGGUAUAUGGAAAGCUGUGGAAGCCAGUGUGGAAAUGAAGGGCCGCAGUUUUGCCCUGUUCCUGGGAUCUCAACGUUCCUGGAAAAGACCCCCGCUGGACAGUGCUGCAGCAGUCAAAUUUCAGGAGGCAUGCAGUGCCCAUGGUUUCAGCCCAAACCACAUCCUGCCACAUGGGUCCUAUCUGAUGAACUGUGGCUCACCCAAGCAAGAUGUGUUUGAGAAGAGCCAGGCCAUGCUGGUGGAUGAGCUGAGCAGAUGCAGUGCGCUGGGACUCACUCAGUUUAACCUGCACCCAGGGGCCUGCAUGGGAGCCAGUACAGAGCAGUGCUUGGACAGGAUCGCACAGGCCAUAAACCACGCUCACCAACAAAUCCCCUCCGUCAUCACAGUGCUGGAGAAUAUGAGUGGUCAGGGCAGCACGGUCGGAGGUCAGUUCAGUGAGCUGAAGGGCAUCAUUGACCGGGUACGUGAUCAGUCACGGGUCGGGGUGUGCUUGGACACAUGCCAUGCUUUUGCAGCAGGACAUGACAUAUCGGUGUCUGGUGGGGUGAAGGUGAUGUUGGAGGAGUUUGACAAGUUGGUGGGACUGCAGUACCUGCGAGCUUUCCAUCUCAAUGACUCCAAAGGUAAACUGGGUUGUCAUCUUGACCGUCAUGAAGAUAUCGGGCGAGGUCAGAUAGGCCUUCAAACUUUCCGCGAGAUAGUGAAUGAGCCUCUGCUGGACAACAUUCCUUUGAUCCUGGAGACCCCUGGACGGCCUGGGUUUGAGUAUGCUGAGCAGAUUGAGCUGUUGUACUCCCUUUGUGAGGGUUAAAGACGUCAACAGACAGAAGACGUCUUUCACACCUCCCACCACUACUUUCCUGAUGCCUCUGUUCUGAUCUCAACCAGUUCUGUUCAGUAGCAUAACUCUCUUUUGUACUUGUUCUUUGUAUUUUUCGGUACAUGAA